Molecule: messenger RNA, 669 nt
Organism: Funneliformis caledonium
Lineage: Eukaryota; Fungi; Glomeromycota; Glomeromycetes; Glomerales; Glomeraceae
Source: the annotation of a GenBank genome assembly
AUGAGGCUUGAAAAGCUUGAACUAUGUGAAGCAAAAAACCAGUUUCCAAAAACUGGUCUUCCAAUAAAUCGCUUAAAUAACAGAGUUAUGAAUCUGGAUAGCUUAGUUGUUCAGAAAUGGUAUAUUACCUUAAAAGAGCUUACCAUAGAUGAUAUAAAAACUGAAUGCAAUAAGAACAAAAAGGCUAUUAAUGAAAUGAAAGAUAGUGAUUUGAAAAAAUUUCUUGAGGAGUCUCAUAUCGUGACUGUCAUUUUCACAUCGCGACCAUUCAAAGGGAAUUCUGAAGAUCUACCAGAUAACUGCCUGAUUAUUUCAAAGGAGAACUUUAAUCAGUAUUUUGGGCCCUUAUUUGCCUCACGAUUGACAUUCAAUAUUAUAAACGAUCUCAAUAUCAACUCCGCAGAGCUAAAACGAAUUUCUGAGAUGAUUAAAGGGGUUGGAGACAUCUUAUCUAAGGUUAUACAUGAGAAUCGAUCAUACAAAAGUGCAACCGAAGUUAUUGAAAAGAAUCCAACUUAUAGAAGCUACCUUGAGAAAGUUAGAACACAGCUAGAAGAUUGCUCAUAUGCUCCAUACUCAUUUCUGGAUAAUGAGAAUGAUUCAAUGAUAUUAAAUGAAUAUGAUUCAUACUUAAACGAUAAUGACAUAGAAAUGGAUAUUGACUUGUAA